UAACAUGUCCAAUUCCCUUAAUUUCUGGCUUUAAUAAUAUCUGUGUUGUAGAAUGAUGAAGAGAAAGAGAUCAGACUCACCAGAACCCAGCUGUGUGUCCAUGAAGAGCGACGGGUCAAUGCCUCAACCAGCUAACUUCAGAGACAGAGACAGUUCUCCUGAUCCGAGACCACAACAGAAGAAAUCAAAACUCAGCAGAAAUCACACAGCUCUCGCUAACACACUGCAGAACGAGUCUGUGGCCUCUGUGUAUCAGACAAAUCUGAAAUCCAACCUGAGAGAGAAGUUUAAAAGAAUUAAUGAAGGAAUCUCACAGCAUGGAAGUUCAGCACUUCUGAAUGAGAUCUACACAGAGCUCUACAUCACAGAGGGUUGGAGUGGAGACGUCAAUAAUGAACACGAGGUGAGACAGAUUGAGACAGCUUCCAGGAGACCAGCAACACAGGAGACACCCAUCAAACGUAAUGAUCUCUUUAAAGACGAGUCCAUCAGAAGUGUUCUGACGGAAGGAGUUUCUGGAAUUGGAAAAACAGUCUCUGUGCAGAAGUUCAUUCUGAACUGGACUGAAGGAAAAGCAAAUCAGGACGUCACCUUCAUGUUUCCACUUCCCUUUAGAGAGCUGAAUAUGAUGAAACAGAAAAAUCUCAGUCUGAUGGAUCUUCUUCAUCACUUUUUCCCUGAAAUGAAAGAACUAGAAUUAAUAGACUCCUACAAAGUGGUGUUGAUCUUUGAUGGUCUGGAUGAGUGUCGACUUCCUCUAAAUUUCCAGAAGAAUGAGAUGUUGUGUGAUGUGACAGAGUCAGCCUCAGUGGAUGUGCUGCUGACAAACCUCAUCAAGGGGAACCUGCUUCCCUCUGCUCUCCUCUGGAUAACCUCUCGACCAGGAGCAGCCAAUCAGAUCCCUCCUGAGUGUGUAGACCAGGUAACAGAGGUACGAGGGUUCAGUGAUCCUCAGAAAGAGGAGUAUUUCAGGAAGAGGAUCAGUGAUCGGAGCCUGGCCAAUAAAAUCAUCUCACACAUGAAGUCUUCAAGAAGCCUCCACAUCAUGUGCCACAUCCCAGUCUUCUGCUGGAUCUCAGCCACUGUUCUAGAGAGAAUGUUGGGUGAAACAGAGAGAGGAGAGAUCCCCAAGAGUCUGACUCAAAUGUUCACACACUUCCUGAUCUUUCAGAUCAAACACAAGGACCAAAAGUACCAUCAGAAAUGUGACCCUGAUCCUCAGCAGACCAGAGAGAGUAUCCUGGCACUGGGAAAACUGGCUUUCCAACAGCUGGAGAAAGGAAACCUGAUCUUCUAUGAGGAAGACCUGAGAGAGUGUGGCAUUGAUGUGAGAGAAGCUUCAGUGUACUCAGGAGUGUGUACCCAAAUCUUCAGAGAGGAGUUUGGGCUUCACCUGGGGAAGGUGUUCAGCUUUGUACAUCGGAGUGUUCAGGAGUUUCUGGCUGCUUUAUACACGUUUCUCUCCUUCAUCAGCAGAAAUGUAACAGAACAACAAACCACUGAUCUGUCUGAUCUUCUCACCAAGUCAGACAUGUCUGAUCUCCUCAGGAGUGCCGUGGACAAGGCCUUACAGAGUGAGAAUGGACACCUGGACCUGUUCCUCUGCUUCCUUCUGGGUCUCUCACUGGAGUCCAGUCAGACUCUCUUACGAGGCUUAAUGCCACAGACAGGAAGCAGCUCUCACAGCAAACAGGAAAUAGUCAAGUACAUCAAGGAGAAGAUCCGGGAGAAUCCAUCUCCAGAGAAAUCCAUCAAUACUGCUGUGCAGUGUGUUAGCGAGAUCUGUGUGGUUCAUGUUCUUCAGGACGUGCAGUGUGAUCUUCAGCGCUCCCUCUCUGACACUGUGCAGAUCCUCCUCAUCCUCCACCACCCUCUCAGUGCAUGCUGGGUAAUCUGGACUCAGGAGCUUCCUAAACCUCUUCAGCUCAUUCUUCAUCAGAGUGAUGACUUUGUGUUCCAGCUCCUGGUUAGAAACACACAGGAACACAUCUAAAUAUUAUAAUGUUACACACUGAGAGAUGCUUUUAUUUUAUAAAAUAGAAGAAAAGUCUCUUUCUAUUCCCACAGUUACAGCUGAAAUUCUGUCUGAUUACCCAUAAUGUUGCUGCACAU
This is a messenger RNA of Ictalurus furcatus (blue catfish), 2112 nucleotides long. Its product is annotated as NLR family CARD domain-containing protein 3-like. The record is from RefSeq and is a predicted model, not a curated record. NCBI's taxonomy places the organism in Eukaryota, Metazoa, Chordata, Actinopteri, Siluriformes, Ictaluridae. The coding region runs from base 53 to 1993 and encodes 646 amino acids. The transcript has 3 exons.